AACCCGGAUAUGGCAUCACGCAGGCUCUUCUCAUCUCUGCUCGGAUCAUCCCUCCGUCGAUCUCUGCCGGAAUUUCAAGCUCCAAACUCUUCCCGGCUAUUCUCUUUCCUAAACGUUACCUCUCGUCUUUCUCCUGUCCCCAUUACGAUAUUCCCUCAGACUCGGGCAUUCUCAAGAUUUGACCCUGGUUUUGGUUUAGCAUCAGUGCUGGGAUGUUCUAGAGGGGCUUUGUUUCAGCAGGCUGCUACACUUGUACCUUCUUUUGGUGGCAGGUUUAUGUCAACCGAGACAAAUCCUGUCGAUUCUUCUUCUCAAGAUAGUUCCAAUCUGGAGCCUGAAGUUCCUCCUCGCAUCAAGUUUAAGAGAUUAGAUAAAACUGCCAGGCACAUUAUGCAGAUUUUAGACAAGGAAGCUGUAGAGGAGGUGAAAGUGCAGAGAGAGAUACCUGAUAUAAAGCCUGGUUAUAUUGUGCAACUCAAAGUGGAAGUACCUGAGAAUAAGAGACGUGUUUCUGUUAUAAAAGGAAUUGUUAUUGCAAGGCGUAAUGCUGGACUUAAUAGUACGUUCAGAAUUAGGAGGCUGGUGGCUGGGGUUGGGAUUGAAUCUCUGUUCCCUCUGUAUUCUCCUAACAUAAAGGAGAUAAAGGUGCUUGACAAGAAGAGAGUGAGAAGGGCCAAACUCUACUACCUGAGGGAGAAAAUGAAUGCACUUAAAAAUUGAUGCCGAUCUUCGUCGGAGUGGAAAUUUUUUAUGAAUCGCAAUUUGUCAUAGUAUCCGCAUGUGUAUUCGUUUACUUGCUGCUGUUUUGUCGCCAACUAGAUUUUUUUAUACACUGUGGCGGCUUAUUGCACCUAAGAUCAUGCAGUUUUAUUUCAAUCCUUGGAACUGCCAUGUUAUGGAAGAGAGUAAUAUGUAAGAAAUUGUAAUAAGAUGCAUUCGUUUUAAAAUUUUCUCGAAGUCAUGUGUCUCUGUUGUAUUGAAUCCGUGAAAAAUGGGUUUGUAUUUUAUCCGCCUUUUUGCUAAUACAAUGAAAUUGAAAUCAGCAGGGCCUCAGGGAUUGUUUUAAUUUGUAUCUGAUUGGCCAAUUAUAAAUUGCAUUCAAACAUUAUCAAGGAU
Molecule: messenger RNA, 1116 nt
Organism: Abrus precatorius (Indian licorice)
Lineage: Eukaryota; Viridiplantae; Streptophyta; Magnoliopsida; Fabales; Fabaceae
Product: 50S ribosomal protein L19-1, chloroplastic-like
Exons: 5
Coding region: 10-720 (236 amino acids)
Biological process (GO): ATP biosynthetic process; translation
Cellular component (GO): ribosome
Molecular function (GO): ATP hydrolysis activity; ATP binding; structural constituent of ribosome
Source: RefSeq, a predicted model, not a curated record